Messenger RNA from Lates calcarifer (barramundi perch), 6729 nucleotides. Its product is annotated as glutamate receptor-interacting protein 2. The record is from RefSeq and is a predicted model, not a curated record. Lineage: Eukaryota; Metazoa; Chordata; Actinopteri; Centropomidae. Gene Ontology annotation, biological process: neurotransmitter receptor transport, endosome to postsynaptic membrane. The coding region runs from base 1452 to 4709 and encodes 1085 amino acids. Gene Ontology annotation, molecular function: protein binding. The transcript has 24 exons.
CAGACAAGGAUCAGAGGUUCUGCCAGCCAGUGAGGCUGGAAGAGGGCGUUUGUUGUUGUCGUUGUUAUUGGUGGUGAUAUUGGCAGCAGCGGGGGUCAGGAAGUGGCAGGCGUCGAGGCUUGUGUGCAUGACAAAUGGUCAGACAGGUGUGUGUGUGGUGACGGGUCAACCAGCGGACCCAUUAGUCCUUCUGUGUUUGGAUGGUGGGGCCUCAGAGGGUGGGAAGGGUCCUUUCCACUUCCAGAGGGGGAAACAAAAGAUAUCAGGUUUUAGAUGACAUGCAUUUAAUUUUCACACAAUUGCCCUAGAAAUGCUCCUUCUUCUCAUAACUGCAUAUCAUUCAUUUCUUUUCACAUGAUCACAAACAGAAUCUGUAACCAAAGCCCCAUGCUCAACAACUGCACAGUUUGAAUGACUUUCAGCUGUUAAACAUGAGAUGUUCUCAAACAGGCAGCUGAACAGGAAUUUUCAUUUGCUGAUGUGUGCUUGUAUGCAUGUGUGUGUGUAUAUGUGUGUGUGUGUAGCACUGUGUGAACACAAGCUCUAUAAAAUGGGUGCAAUCUCUGUGUGAGAAAACUGUGACACUGUGUAAGGCUCAGUCUGAGAAUGAAUGUGCAGGUGGUGUUAAUUGUGCAGAGAGUUGAGAGCGUGCACUUUUGUCAUGUUUAAUCUGUCUGUGUGUGUGUGUGUGUGUGUGUGUGUGUGUGUGUGUGUGUAAGAGGGGAGUGGGGGGAGAGAUGUGUUUGACUUGGUGGGAAAUGGAUAAAGUGAGUGUGAGUGUGUGAGUGUGUGAGUGCACUGGGGGAGGGAGUGACUAUCGUGUGUGCCUGCCUCUCUGAACCCCUCUGGCAGAGGGAGCGAGAGAGUGAGAGAGAGAGAGAGAGAGAGAGAGAGCAAACACACUCAUUCUAGCUCUGUAUGAGAGAGAAGGGGUUAUGUGUGAGCUCAUGUGAGUGUAUGAACAAGGGAUGAUAAAUCCUCUGGAAAAAGGACGAACCAUUAGUAAGAAUGCCUCAAAAACAGAACCACGGCAAGAUGGCAAGAAAAGGACGCGAACCAUUUCUCCCCCUGCUUUGGAUUUUAUAGAAAGACAGUUUAGUAGAUGCAUAUUUUUUAAGGGAUUGAGAAGAAUCAUUUAAUGCUGACAUCUUUUUGACAACAAGUUUAAGCAGAGAGGGGAACUAGAGACCAUUUGAGGAGCAGGAUUUGCCCUCUGGAGCUCCAGACUUCUCUGGGUUUUUAACAAGGACAAGGGUUGAGCAAAUGUUGGACCAGAGAGAAAAGGGAAUGACAAAACGAAGACGGUGUUUCUGUUUUAUCUGAGCGGCUGAGACUCUCAGUCUCUCGGCUUGCUUUUACCUCAGGGGGGGAAACUCAAAUCUCUGUCCACUACUGAAGAUCAAGCCUGGGUUGCUUCCCGAGGGGUGGCUGCACUGACUUAAACUACAGCCAUGCUGUGUGGUCUGAGGAGAGACACCAAGAACAGCAUUGAUGAAGGACCAUACUCUAAGGGGAGCAAGGAGUCGGGGGGAAGUGACCAAUCACAUUCGUCCAGAAGGCGCAGCCUUUCAGCAGAAGAGUACCGAGGAGUGACCACGGUGGACCUGAUGAAAAGGGAAGGGAGCAGCCUCGGCCUCACCAUCUCCGGAGGGUCUGAUAAGGACGGCAAGCCCAGAGUGUCAAACCUACGGCCAGGUGGGCUAGCUGCCAGGAGUGACCAGCUGAAUGUAGGAGACUACAUCAAGUCAGUGAAUGGCAUCAACCUGUCAAAGCUUCGCCAUGAUGAGAUUAUCAGCCUGCUGAAGAACAUCGGGGAACGAGUUGUGCUGGAGGUGGAGUACGAGCUGCCUCCGUUCGUUCAGACCCCCUCAGGAGUCAUAACCAAAACCAUAGAGGUGUGUUUACACAAGGAGGGAAACAGCUUUGGGUUUGUCAUGAGAGGAGGCUUCCAUGAAGACUGGCGCAGGUCCCGUCCUCUAGUGGUUACCUACGUCAGACCCGGGGGUCCCGCUGACAGAGAGGGCACUUUGAAGGCCGGAGACCGGGUGUUGAGCAUAGACGGGAUGCCUUUAAACAGAGAAAAGCACGCUGACGCUUUGACCAUGCUGAUGCAGAGCGGCCAGGAAGCUCUGUUCCUGAUUGAGUAUGACGUCUCUGUCAUGGAGGCAGUGCAGCAAGCCUCAGGCCCUCUGCUGGUGGAGAUAGUGAAGGGCCCCUCUGCCAGCCUGGGGAUCAGCCUCACCACAACAAUAUACAGGAGCAAACAAGUUAUCAUUAUUGAUAAGAUAAAGCCAGCUAGCGUGGUGGAAAGGUGUGGAGCGCUGCACGCAGGUGACAUCCUCCUGUCCAUAGACGGGACCAGUACAGAGCACUGCUCCCUGAUGGAGGCCACGCAGCUACUAGCCAGUACCUCAGAUAUUGUCAAACUAGAGAUUCUUCCAGCCAGUCAGAGUAGACUUCCUGUCAGGCCGCAAGACACAGUAAAAGUGCAGAAGAGCAACCAUCAUCACUGGGACCAAAGCAGCAACUACUGCCAUCCCCCACAUGCCAGCCACAGCAAGACAUGGAGCAGCCCAAGCCACCCACACAACCAGCAGGACCACUGCAAAUCCCUGGUGAGUGGUGGCUUCUCCCCUUCCUCCACAGCCACCUCAGGCUUCAGCAGCCAAGGUAGCAACACUCUGCCCUGUCCCAUCCCUCCGAUCGCCCCCACCAGCCCCCGCAGUUCCACCGGCAAGAGGAGGAACAGGAAGAAAGACCACAAGAGCUCACUAUCUCUGGCGUCCAGUUCUGUUGGCCCAGGGGGGCAGGUUUUUCAUGUGGAAACAAGCGAGGUCGUCCUGAGGGGGGAUCCGCUCACAGGUUUCGGGAUCCAGCUGCAGGGGGGUGUCUUUGCCACAGAAACCCUGUCCGCUCCCCCAGUCAUCCGCUUUAUAGAGCCCGACAGCCCAGCUGAGAGGUGUGGGCUGCUGCAGGUUGGAGACAGACUAUUGUCCAUCAAUGGGAUCCCCACUGAAGAUGGCACCUUGGAGGAAGCCCAUCAGCUGCUCAGAGACUCCGCUCUGGCCAAUAAGGUCACAGUGGAGAUUGAGUUUGAUGUUGCAGAGUCAGUGGUUCCCAGCAGUGGCACCUUCCACGUUAAACUGCCCAAGAGGAGAGGAGUGGAGUUGGGCAUCACCAUCAGCGCAAGUAAGAAACCUGGCAAGCCCCUCAUCAUCUCUGACAUCAGAAAAGGAAGUAUAGCACACAGAACAGGCACUCUGGAGCCUGGAGACAGGCUGCUGGCCAUCGACAGCGUGCGUCUGGAGAACUGCACCAUGGAGGACGCCAUGCACGUCCUGCAGCAGGCCGAGGACAUGGUCAAACUGCGAAUCCAGAAGGACGAGGACAACAUUGAUGAGUUGGAGAUGUCAGGCUCCAUAAUCUACACAGUUGAGCUGAAGAGAUACAAUGGACCACUGGGCAUCACCAUUUCUGGCACCGAGGAGCCCUUUGACCCCAUCGUCAUUUCUGGCCUCACCAAGAAAGGCCUGGCAGAGAGGACCGGGGCCAUCCAUAUAGGGGACCGAGUCCUGGCUAUCAAUGGCGUCAGUUUAAAAGGGAAGCCGCUGAGCGAGGCCAUCCACCUCCUGCAAAUGGCCGGGGAGUCCGUCACCCUGAAGAUCAAGAAACAAGCCGACCAGUCUGAUGGCCGACGGCCCCUGGACAGAGAAGCUGGGUUUUUAAGUGACACAGAGGACGAACUGACGGACUCCCAGAAGACCAGUAAACACUCAGAGGUCUACUCUGCCACCGUUCCCAGUAUAGACUCUGCCAUGAGCUCCUGGGAUAGCUCAGGGUUCGACGCAGGCUACAGUAGCCAAGGAACAUAUCUUCACAAAGCAUCCGAUAUAUUGCUCAAUCCAAAUGAGUGGAGGCGCACAAAGCACAGGAGCCAAACCAGUUCAAGCUCUGCAGGCUUAGUCCACCACACAGCGCUGUAUGAUGGGAGAUUCACUGAGGAUGAGUGGGACAAGAUACCUGGAUUCGUCAGCCCGCCUCGUUGCCAUGGCACCCUCAACCAGGAGGACAGUUUCUGGUCCCAGGCUCUGCAGGACCUCGAGACCUGCGGUCAGUCAGAGAUUCUCAGGGAGCUGGAGGCAUCCAUGACAGGUAGUGCACUUAGUCUGUACCUAGAAGAGACCAAGACCAACGAAGACUUGAUGUUUCAGUCUGACAUUAGUCCCAUUAAGAGAGAGGGAAUCCAUGCCGAGUCUAAGAACAAAAGCAACCUGAACAUGUCGACUGGAGCCAGAGAUGUACCGUCCAGGGGCAAAGGGGACCCCUGUGAUAUUUUGUCUCCUACAACUCUGGCACUGCACAAGGUGACGAUACAGAAAGACCUUGAGAGCCAUGACUUUGGUUUCAGUGUAUCAGACGGGCUCCUGGAGAAAGGGGUUUUUGUCAAUAUGAUCCGCCCAGAUGGCCCAGCUGACCAGGCGGGUUUAAAGCCUUUCGACCGCAUUCUUCAGGUGAACCGUGUGAGGACCAGGGACUUGGACUGUUGUCUAACUGUGCCCCUAAUUAUGGAGGCUGGAGACAGCCUGGACUUGGUCAUUAGCAGGAAUCCACUGGCAGCAGCAGACACCGGCCUGCCUGACGACUGUGACCACCCUUCAAACUCAGUGUUCUGUUUUCCUGAACACAGGACCAAUGGCAUCGCCCUGUGACCACAAAGACAGACGCUAGCAGUUGAAACACUGUCGCGCCAGGACCUCACACACACAUACACACACACAUGCACGCACAAACGUCACGCACAGUUAAGUUUGUCACAUUGUACCUCUCAGAGAGACCUUCACGCUCAUGUUCAGCACGCAGAGUAUCCUCUCACAUGCACAAACACAAACAGCCACUCUCCCACCGCCUGAAAGCAUCUCUCACUCUCAAAGUUACAAGUGCAUGUGUUCACUCCUGCCGGUUUUAGUCGCUGUGUUCACAUGCAGAGGAGGCUCUGGCUUCGGGGCAGAUCCCCCCCACCAUCACCAUCACCACCACCACCACCACCACCACCACCACCCACCCCUCAACCCCUUCACUCUCCAGAGGCAAAGCCACAUGUAGAGUUAUAUAAUAGGGGGGAGUCAUAGCUUCUGACGGAGCCAGGAUGUCAACAAACACGUCUCAGCUCUGGAGAGAGUCAAACGCUGCACACACGCACUGCAUAGAUUUACAAUCUUUUGCUUUAAUUGGAUGCACGUUCUUACUGAAAGAACAUAAACCCAGGUGUGUGAAAAGGAGUUUUUAUUUUAUGUUGUACACAUAAGACUCCCAUGCAAUGCUUUAUAUGCAUAAAGCACACACACACACACACACACACCACACACACACACACACACACACACACACACACACUAACACUAACACUAACACUAACACACAGGGUGUUCGUUAUUUCAGCCACGUCUUGGCUCACUGCCCUCGUUUCCAGUCUCUCCUCCACGCAGCCUGCCCUAGAGAAGGGACAGUGCCUCCAAAUAGACAGAAUGCUCUCUGCUACUUGCCAAGUAUAAUCAACUAUAUUUUAAAGCCCCUUAUAUCUUAAUACCACGAAUACUUAUGAAGACACUCUCCUCUUCCUGUUUUAAAGUGGGUGUCCCUUGACAGAUAAAUAGCUUGUGAAUGGCUCUAGAGAGACUCCAGCAUUCAGACAUUUUUAUGUUACUGUCCUGAUGACUCAAACACAGAUAUUGUUUCUAGUUUCACACUCUGCACAUGUUUCUUUGCAACACUGUGUUUGCACGUAACCCACGUUUCUCUGUUAUGAUCUAGGAGUUCAAAUCUCCCUUUCACAUUUCACUUUCACUGUGUGACUCUGAGUCUCUGUAUGUGGCAUUUACACCAGAAUGACGUACAGGUUGGUUUGUGGUUUUAUCACUGAUGCUUCCUUAAGUGAAUCUCAUCCUUUACCGAAACAAAGGAUGAAAUGCCUUUCAUUUUUCAGAAAUGAAUAACUUCACUCCUCAUCUGACUGGAUUGAUCAUCAGUGUGACUCUCAAUGCAGUAGCUGUCUCUCCCACCAGUAUCUGUAAGCAUGUUAAGCAUGCAUAAAGUUUCUCUUCAGCAAGUAGCUCCUUCUUGUAAUGAAAAAAAUAUUGGGUAGCAAUCUCUGUUUGCUCCAAUUGGAUCUGUGUGAGAGUGCUCCCUUUUUUUAAAAUCAUGAAAUUAGUUUUAAAUUAAGCAUUUGUGCAACAAAACUGGCCUGAUAAUCAAACUGCCUCUCUGGAAAUAAGAAACACUUGUUUAAUUUCAUGGCUGAUGUGAACAUGUUGUGAGAUAGUUGCAUUGUCUUAUUUAGAGCAGCCUUAGAGACUGAUUCAUCCUUGGGAUGGUAACUUUUUUCCAGUCAGACUCAUGUCUUUUAUUAAAUGUCAUGUUGUACACUGAGGCCUAUUUUUAAGGUUUUGCUGUUUAAUUAAUUUACUGUAUUGUAUAUUAUAUUUUACUGUAUAAUGUAUCAUGGUAUGCAGUGCUUUAUUUUAUUUCCAGUAUAUGCACAUAGUAUCUUCAUGUAAGCUGUGAAUGUGGCUGCACAUUUUUUGGUUGAUUUCCACAUCCUCCCUGAAAAUGUCAGGAAUCAGUUCAAAGGAACUUGAAAGAUUUAUUGGAUAUUAUUUUAUUUUUGUUAUUUAAUUUAUUAUAAACUAAGAAAUGUAUUUCUUUUUAUGAGAAUAAAGUAACGAAACUUUA